AUGGUUCGUAUAAGUAACUUCAUUGUGGGGUUCUUGAACUGUCUAUCUCUUCUCUUAGGCCUCGUGGCCAUCGCCAUGUCGGUUUAUUUCUACGUGCAUGGCAUUGGCAGUUCACAAUGCGAGAAAGCCCUGGAGAAUCCAUUGCUCAUAACGGGUAUCGUCUUACUCGUCGUUUCUCUGCUGGGGUUGAUCGGUUCUUGCUGCAGGCUUAACGCUUUCUUGUUUCUUUACCUAACCGCUAUGUUUUGUUUGAUGAUUGGGCUUCUGGGAUUCACUGUGUUCACAUUCAUGGUGACAAAUAAUGGCGUGGGGAAGACGUUUUCGAAUAAAGGAGUUAGCAAAAUAAGGACUUGGGAUUUUGCUAACUGGUUGGAGAAUCAUUUUGUGAAGGGGAAGAAAUGGGAUGAUAUUAGGAGCUGUUUGAGAGAAUCUGAGAUUUGUCGAACCUCCAAUUUUUAUAAGAAGAAUCUGUCUCUCAUUCAGUCCGGUUGCUGCAAGCCACCAUCUGAAUGUGGGAUCGAGCAGAAAGGUGCAACAACGUGGGCAGCUCCCAAAGAAGGCAAAGCCACGAAUAACAGCGACUGCAAUACAUGGAACAACCAGCAAAAUAAAUUAUGUUACGACUGCAAUGCAUGCAAGGAAGGAUUUCUGAUGAACAUCAAGAAGCAGUGGAGAUAUUUGGCUGUAUUCAACCUUUGUGCUCUAGUACUGGUGAUUCUCAGCUACGGAUUUGGUAGCUGUGCCAUGAAGAACAAUAGGAAAAAUAAGAGGUCUGGUUUCAAAACAGGGGUUGAUCAACUUAAUCAAUUGAGAGAUAUUUUUGCAAGAUUUGACAUGGAUUCGGAUGGCAGCCUGACGAUUCUGGAGCUGGCGGCAUUGUUAAGAUCCUUAGGAUUGAAGCCUUCGGGUGACCAGGUUCAUGUUUUGUUAGCCAACAUGGAUGUUAAUAGGAAUGGCUCGGUGGAAUUUGAUGAAUUGGUGAAUGCAAUAUUGCCUGACAUGAAUGAAACAAUGUUGGUGAAUCAAGAGCACCUUUUAGAGGUUUUCCGCGCCUUCGAUCGCGAUGGAAAUGGGUACAUUACUGCAGCUGAGCUUGCAGGGUCCAUGGCCAAGAUGGGACAACCUUUAACUUAUAAAGAGCUUACAGAAAUGAUCAAAGAGGCUGAUACAAAUGGUGAUGGUGUCAUUAGCUUCAAUGAAUUUGCUGCUGUCAUGGCUAAAUCUAAUUGUGAUGUCUUUGGCAUUGCGUUUUCGUGA
Messenger RNA from Pistacia vera, 1257 nucleotides. RefSeq names its product tetraspanin-11-like. Bases 1 to 1257 code for a protein of 418 amino acids. The record is from RefSeq and is a predicted model, not a curated record. Gene Ontology annotation, molecular function: calcium ion binding. The transcript has 4 exons. Gene Ontology annotation, cellular component: plasma membrane; plasmodesma. Lineage: Eukaryota; Viridiplantae; Streptophyta; Magnoliopsida; Sapindales; Anacardiaceae. Gene Ontology annotation, biological process: auxin-activated signaling pathway.